CAAACGCUUAUCACAAAAUCUAUCGUAAGUGGAUUUAUUCCAAAUCCUUCCAAGUAUUCCAAUUUUUUAUUAAAAAAAGUUUGCCGUCGAGUCGACCUUCGCGUAUAUAUUCUCAAGUCUCAACGCUAAAUCAGAGCGACAUAGAGAAAUCAAAAUCUUUCAGCGAGAAAAACAAAAGGAGAAAAGAAUGCAGAUCUUCGUCAAAACCUUGACCGGGAAAACCAUAACCCUAGAGGUUGAGAGCAGCGACACCAUCGACAAUGUCAAAGCCAAAAUCCAGGACAAAGAGGGGAUACCACCGGAUCAACAGAGACUGAUAUUUGCUGGGAAACAACUAGAAGAUGGUCGGACGCUGGCGGAUUACAACAUCCAGAAAGAGUCGACUCUUCACUUGGUCUUGAGGCUCAGAGGUGGAACCAUGAUAAAGGUGAAGACUCUCACUGGUAAAGAAAUCGAGAUUGACAUCGAACCUACCGAUACUAUUGAUCGGAUCAAGGAACGUGUUGAGGAGAAAGAAGGCAUCCCUCCUGUUCAACAAAGGCUCAUCUACGCUGGAAAACAGCUAGCUGAUGACAAAACGGCCAAAGACUACAACAUAGAGGGAGGCUCUGUUCUUCAUCUGGUUCUUGCUCUUAGGGGUGGGUUUUAGUCUUUUCUCUGAGAAGUAACUCAUUCCCUUAUCUCUGUUUAUUUGCUCCAGAGUUUACUUUCUAUGGCUUUGGUUGAGUUCAUGAAAAAAAAAAGUAAAUGCAAUUUGGAUAUGAUGCUUUGACUACUAUUGGUGUGUUUUCAGUCGGUUUGGAUCAUUACCAAUAAUCUUGUUCUUAUAUCGAAUCAUAUUUAUUUGGAUUUGGUUAUUUUGGAUGAAUUAUCUUUAAUUUCAAGAAAAUGGUCCGUAGAAAAUCGGACAAAAGCUAUGUGUUGGAUCUGACCAGACCGAUUGAGGUUUGCUGGUGUAUUAAAACAAACUAGUAUUAAGCAGGG
Molecule: messenger RNA, 984 nt
Organism: Thlaspi arvense
Lineage: Eukaryota; Viridiplantae; Streptophyta; Magnoliopsida; Brassicales; Brassicaceae
Source: the annotation of a GenBank genome assembly